CGCAGUCCGAUUGAUGCAAUAAUUCGCUCUCCGAUGAAUGGAUUCAUUCAGUGUUAUACUGUACAUGCCGGACCUCUCUUGUCAGUAUUACAGUGCAAGAAAUUCACACUCUGUAAUGAUCUGUUUCUCUAUGGCAACGGUCGCUGAAACUGUCGCGCUGUUCCACCGCGCAGAUGCUGUAUGCUUUGACGUGGACAGCACUGUGAUCUGCGAGGAAGGCAUUGAUGAGCUAGCCAAGUUCUGCGGCGUCGGGGAUGCGGUCACAGAAAUGACACGGAAGGCAAUGUCUGGGUCAGUGUCGUUUAAAAUGGCCCUGAGUGAGCGCCUGUCCAUUAUCAAUUGCUCACGGGAACAAGUCAACAAACUGAUCACUGACCACCCCCCUCAGCUUACACCAGGUAUUAAGGAGCUGGUUGAGAAGUUACAUCAGCGCAACGUGAAGGUCUUCCUUAUCUCGGGUGGGUUUCGCUGCAUUGUUGAACAUGUAGCGUCUCAACUCAGCAUUCCUCUCCAGCACGUCUAUGCAAACCGCUUGAAGUUUUACUUUAAUGGUGAGUAUGCAGGUUUCGAUGAUUCACAGCCAACAGCAGAGUCCGGGGGGAAGGGAAAAGUGAUCAGCCUGCUAAAGGAGCGUUAUGGCUUUGAAACCGUGGUCAUGAUUGGAGAUGGAGUCACUGAUCUUGAAGCCUGUCCACCUGCUAGCGCUUUCAUUGGAUUUGGUGGCAAUGUCGUGCGCCAGCAGGUGAAGGAAAAGUCGUCGUGGUACGUCAUGAGUUUUGGGGAGCUACUGAAAGAACUUGAGAAGAAAUGGCAGUAUCUUGGAAUGGACAUCUAAAAGUAUAUUUGUACUCAAACUGUGGUACUAAUUUUCUGCUUUAGUUUUACACACAAUUUUUAAAAAUGUUUUAAGAGUUUAUUAUAGUUUAAGUAUUGUUUACAUAGAGAGCAUGCUGCAGGAAAAUGCAAACCAGACAGUUUGCAGUAUUGCUUUCUUUCGGUUCUAACUGCAGUUUGUAUUUUAACUAAUGAUUCUUAUUUCAGAUUUACACUAAUUCUGUAUUUGAAAAAUAUGUAUUUUUACUGUUCACACGUGCCAUUUUCAUAAAUCUUUUAAGUAACCAACCAUAUUUCGUAUGUAGUAUGCAUGAGUACAGCAAUAACAAAACACACGAAAUGCUUGUUUAUUGAACAGUUACAAUAAAGGGAAUUAAGGAGCACACAAUGAACAUUUAAAGUACUUCAGUGUACAAUGGAUGGGACAUGCCAUAACAUAAAACAAAAUCAAUUUGUCAACAAGAAACAGUUGCACGAACCAACAUAAUGUAAAUGCAUGCCAAUGUAAUGCAAUAAAUAUAAAAGACUGUUGUUGAAUAAAAGAAAACAAGCACACAUUCUGCACAAACUCAAUAGGCCUUUCAACAAUAACGCUGACUAAUGUCACACUACUUUCAUUUACACAAAAUCUAUGGAAUUAAUGUUUGAUUAUUUUAAUAAGCUGUGUAAUACACAUUAAUUUUGAUUUGCUGAAUUCGUCAGUUGUACUUGUCAUAUGUUAGGAAAAUAUCAUUUUUCCAGCAAAUAAAUAUAUUAAUGUAUACUGUGAUAAGAUAAUAAUGUUAACGCAUUGCCACCAAACUGGAAAAGAUAUUCCCUUCGUGUACGAAUUUAUUAUAGCAAUUCAGUUUCAAUGUGCUUUUGAUAUACUGUAUUUUAAAUUAGAUGGCUAAACAUUUGACUCAAACAACAGAUAACGAUAUUUAAAAAACUUCACUUUUGGCUUACAUUUGCACAUAGUUUGGGUUGCUAGACCUUUUUAUGAUCAAAAUAAACUAUUACAGCAGUAAAUAUAACCAGAUCCCAGGUUGGGAGUGGAAAAGUGGUUAUUUCAACAGGCUCAU
Triplophysa rosa is the source of this 1898-nucleotide messenger RNA. It is a transcript of the gene psph, whose product is annotated as phosphoserine phosphatase. NCBI's taxonomy places the organism in Eukaryota, Metazoa, Chordata, Actinopteri, Cypriniformes, Nemacheilidae. The transcript has 6 exons. Gene Ontology annotation, cellular component: cytoplasm. Gene Ontology annotation, molecular function: L-phosphoserine phosphatase activity; magnesium ion binding. Gene Ontology annotation, biological process: L-serine biosynthetic process; dephosphorylation. The coding region runs from base 38 to 835 and encodes 265 amino acids. The record is from RefSeq and is a predicted model, not a curated record.